UUCAUAGUACCACUAUUUGGAGGCAAAACCCAUCCUUCAUUUCCCAACCAAAAAAAAAGGAUAUCAGACGAGAGCGUUUGUGGAAGAAAUUGAAUCUACAGCAUUAGCAGAUUGCUGUCGAGCGUUUAUAACUCGUCGGAAAUUAAAGAUGGGGAUUUCGAGUUUUCCUAGUGGAGCGGAAGGGGUGCUACCAAUCUUGGUGAUGAACACAUUACUAACAGUCGCUUAUUUCAAGAACAUGGUAAGGUCUUUGGCUUUUGUGUUGAUGGGUGCUAAUUCUUGGAUUCAAGUUGAAGAUUAUGACCAAACUAAUGGGUUUUUUCAAGAAAAUGUAUCUCAAGAGAGGAGAAUUUCAAUUACCCAAUUCAAAUCUUGUUGUAAUAAUAAUAAUAGAGUGGAGUGUUGUGUGUGUUUAUGUGGGUUUGAGGAGGAAGAGGAGAUUAGUGAGUUGUCUUAUUGUAAGCAUUUUUUUCAUAGGAAGUGUUUGGACAAGUGGUUUGAUAAUUAUAAGCAUACUACUUGUCCUCUUUGUAGAUCUGUUCUUUAGAUUUUGUUGUUAGUUAGGCUUAUGGGGAAGUUGGGAUAUUAAUUUGUCCUAAAAAUAGAUAUACUUUUUUUGUUAGAUUUUAAUAUUUUGGGUGUGAUUUUUGAGCAAAAUAUGAUGUGAAUCUUGCUUUUUAUGGAGCAGUGGAGCAUGAGUUGCUACAUUUGUUUGUACAACUGUUAUGAAUAGUUAUUAUGCCACUUGAGAGUUGAGUGUGUAAUGAUAAUAGCAUUUCAUGGUCUAAAUGUUGUACAUAGUGAUGAAUGGAUUAAAGUAUUGUAACA
Mercurialis annua (annual mercury) is the source of this 828-nucleotide messenger RNA. RefSeq names its product probable E3 ubiquitin-protein ligase XERICO. Gene Ontology annotation, molecular function: zinc ion binding. Lineage: Eukaryota; Viridiplantae; Streptophyta; Magnoliopsida; Malpighiales; Euphorbiaceae. The record is from RefSeq and is a predicted model, not a curated record. The transcript has a single exon. The coding region runs from base 149 to 547 and encodes 132 amino acids.